AUGUGGAAGGCUUUGGCUUGCGGUCUGUUGGCCGCUCAAGGUGCAGCUGCGCUGCGCUUCGGCAUGUAUAUUGAUCAAUAUCAUACCGUCGAUCUCCCAGGGAGUGAUCAGACAGGUGGUAUUGACCAUGCGAUCAUGGCAUUUGCUCCUACCAGCAUCUUCAACUCCGAUUCCACGCCCUCAUUCACGCCAUUUGAGUCUGUGGACACAAUGCGGAAGCGUUUUGGCCCGAACACCAAACUCAUGAUUGCCAUUGGGGGCUGGGGAGAUACUGCUGGUUUCUCGGACGGAGCGAAGGAUGACGCCUCGCGCAAGCGCUUUGCAAAGAACGUGGCCGCGAUGCUGGAUGCGAACAAGUUCGAUGGCGUUGACAUUGAUUGGGAAUACCCUGGUGGUAAUGGCCAGGACUACAAGCAAGUUCCCAACUCCGCCAAAGUUGGCGAGAUCGAGACCUACCCCAAGUUUCUAGCGGCCAUCCGCGAGGCUAUCGGUGACAAGAUUCUGUCAAUCGCUACCCCUGGUCGUCUUCAGGACUUCAUCGCCUUCACCAAACAGCAAGGACCGGAGAUCUUCAAAUCCGUGGACAUGGUCAAUGUCAUGACUUACGAUCUGAUGAACCGUCGUGACAAUGUCACCGCUCAUCAAACUGACGUCGAGGGCUCUUUGAAAACCAUUCAGGCGUAUCUUGACAUCGGUGCUCCCCCAGAGAAGCUCAAUCUCGGUUUCGCCUAUUACGCAAAGUGGUUCACCACCGACCCCAACUCUGACUGCAAAGAGCACCCUAUCGGUUGCCACGUCGUCAAGCUGGAGAAUGAUGAUGGUAGUGACAACGGUAAGAGCGGUGCUUUCACUUUCGAGAAGGGAAACAUGGCUGCUCCCCCUUCCAAUCUGAAAGCUUCUUCCAAUGGCAAGUGUGGAUAUUCUGAGGGCUCCAAGUGUCCCAAUGGAUCAUGCUGCAGUCAAUAUGGCAACUGCGGCACCGGUGAUGACUUCUGCAUGGCUGGCUGCCAGUCCGAUUACGGUACUUGCAAGGGUAUUUCUAUCACUGAUUCCUGGCGCCGAGCGGUCAAGGACGGCAUGACCGAUGAGAAGGCUGGCGGCCAGUACUACUGGGACGAGACCACCAAUCUCUUCUGGACUUGGGAUACCCCAGAACUAAUCACUCGCAAGUUUGCUGAUAUCGUCAAGGCCAAGAACCUCGGCGGAGUGAUGGCAUGGUCGCUGGGCGAAGAUACCUACAAGUUCGAGCAUCUCAAAGCCAUGCAGGACGGUGUGGCAGCAGCAUAG
This is a messenger RNA of Penicillium diatomitis, 1287 nucleotides long. RefSeq lists its product as uncharacterized. Bases 1 to 1287 code for a protein of 428 amino acids. Gene Ontology annotation, molecular function: chitin binding; chitinase activity. Gene Ontology annotation, cellular component: extracellular region. Gene Ontology annotation, biological process: carbohydrate metabolic process; chitin catabolic process. The transcript is spliced from 4 exons. NCBI's taxonomy places the organism in Eukaryota, Fungi, Ascomycota, Eurotiomycetes, Eurotiales, Aspergillaceae. The record is from RefSeq and is a predicted model, not a curated record.